Molecule: messenger RNA, 1642 nt
Organism: Nerophis ophidion (straightnose pipefish)
Lineage: Eukaryota; Metazoa; Chordata; Actinopteri; Syngnathiformes; Syngnathidae
Gene: cgref1
Product: cell growth regulator with EF-hand domain 1
Exons: 8
Coding region: 427-1152 (241 amino acids)
Molecular function (GO): calcium ion binding
Source: RefSeq, a predicted model, not a curated record
UUAUUUAGAUGUUCUCUAAUUGGUCGGCGGGAGUCACGUGACUUCGCUGCCGCGGGAGCUUUUACUUCCUGGUUCUAUAAAAAAACAACGACGUGUUUAUUUCCAUUGUAUACUACACUCCAAUUCUCUAACUGUAUUAUGCGUGCAAUGGAAGCCAAGCUUGGCUCCACCGGAGGAGCCUGGCGUGCUUGUGUGUGCUGUGGACGUGGCUGAGACAGACGACGACGUCUUCUGGGAUGUUCCACGUAGACUUCUUGGACCGAAAAGCACUUUCCACUCGGGAGCGCGCGCCUGACGCAGUGCAGAGGCCGAGGCGCGUUCGCGGACCAGCAGCAGGAGAAGGCAGUGUCGCUUCCUGGACGUGAACGCAACACUGCACCUUCCCCCUUACAUGUCCUCAUUUCCACCUGCUUCCCAGGUGUCACCAUGACGACACAUCUAUGCAGGCGGGCUCCCUGUGUUCUGGUUCUGGUUUUGGUUCUCUAUGUCCAAUGGUCCCACACUGCACCUGGGCUAACGGGUUCACAAAGAGAGGAUCCAGGUGAUGUUCUUCCUGUUGUGUUGACCAAUCCUUUUGGAUCAAGAGAAGAAGAGCGAAGGUUGCUGAAGCGUUACAUUGAAUUGAGUAGAAAAGAUGGCGAAGAGAUUCACACGUGGGAACAAGAGGUGUUCUACAUGUUUCGUCUCUACGACUAUGACCGCAGUGGACUCCUGGACGGCUUGGAGAUGAUGAAGAUGCUGUCUGAUUACAACUCCCAGCAGGCACCUGAGUCACUGAGCAAUGACAUGUUGUUGGGAGACCAGGUGGUGACCAUGGUGGAUUUGCUACUUCAGACUCAAGAUCUAAACCAAGAUGGUCUGUUGGCUCCCUCAGAGCUGCUCUCUCCUCCGCUGCUUCAAAUACAGAAUCAGAAGGUUCCUUUAGACGAGAAGCCGUCAGACGUUGACCAAGAGAUGGUGGAAGACUUGCAAGAUCCUGGUGAACGUGUUCAGCCUCAAGAGGAGGUGCGACACGACGCUAGAGCAGAAGAGGAUGAAUCCAUACGACACAGAGAUCAACACAAUGGACAACAAGCCCCUGAAGCCUUUGCAGCAGGGCAUGGAGGACAUGAACAGGAAGUCCGUGCACAUCAGGACCAACAAGAAAUGUGAACACAAGCAAACAAAGACUAAAGACAUGUUUUAUCCAAUAAAAUAAGAGGGAUCCAGUGGAACAUGGAUUGUUUAUGGAAUAUAGUCAAAAGUGAACAGAGGGUUGAAUGAAAAAAAAAUUAAGACUCAAACCCUAAUUAAUUUUGAUGAUUAUUUAUAAACCUUAUUUUUGGAUUAUUUCAAGCUGUGGUAUGGAACUUUGUAUUAUGUCCACUUUCAUGGCUCAUUUGAAAAUAUUUUUUGAACACACGAAAACAAAUGUUCAUUUUAAAUUAACUGCUGUCUUUUAUGUAAAACAAAAUUAUUCUACAGAAUUAACCUGAUGGAAUAUAGGUUGAAAAGGUUAUGUUUUUAAAAAUCAUAUAUAAUUAAAUGUGAUACAACAGUCAAUUUUCAAUAUUUCUCUGUAUUGUAAAUUGUGUUACAAAUGUCCUUUUUGCCUGUUUUUAAACCCUUUUUACAAAGAGAAAAUAAAACCUUUCUUUUUUUC